This is a messenger RNA of Pristis pectinata (smalltooth sawfish), 3342 nucleotides long. RefSeq names its product ankyrin repeat domain 13A (gene ankrd13a). Gene Ontology annotation, cellular component: cytoplasm. The transcript is spliced from 15 exons. NCBI's taxonomy places the organism in Eukaryota, Metazoa, Chordata, Chondrichthyes, Rhinopristiformes, Pristidae. Bases 382 to 2166 code for a protein of 594 amino acids. The record is from RefSeq and is a predicted model, not a curated record. Gene Ontology annotation, molecular function: protein binding.
CAUGCGCCCAAAUUGGAAUUAACCACAGCGAAAGGGAGGAGAGGGGUGGCGAUGGUGUCCAAAUAAUUAAUGUUUAAAAACAUUAAAUCAAAGUUUUUGGAUCCCUCAGGGAGCGAAAAAGUGUAAUAUUUUACCAAUUGUUCCGUUGUGGAAGCCCAGAAUCCAGCAGUGGCUGGAAGAGGUGCGGGGGUGUCUGCGUGCCCCCUCUGGACGGUGUGGGAGCAUUUCCUUGUUGCGGCUUCUUUCCUGUAAAGUUUGGAAAGUUUGAAAGUUUUAUUUCCCCCCACCUCCUCCCCCUCUUCCCCUCACUGCAUUUUGUAUUUUUGGAGGUAAAGUGCGGAGGGGAGGGGUUUGUGUGGAUGGUGAGGCUGAGCAACUAGGAUGUGUACAUUUGAAGACAUCAGGAACAAAUACAGGCUCCAUCUGUUCGUCUGGCACAACCAGUACAGAGAGGUUGAGAAAGAACUGAAACAGCAUGACAUUGAAGCAGUUGAUCCACGGGGUCGGACGCCAUUACACCUUGCCGUCUCGCUAGGACACUUGGAAUGUGUUGAAGUGCUACUUCAAAACAAUGCCUCUGUCAUCAAGGAGAAUGCCAAGGGAUGGACAGUUCUACAAGAGGCAGUCAGCACAGGAGAUCCUGAGUUGCUGCAGAAAAUUCUUCAGUAUCGGGACUAUAAUAGAAUAAACUCUCAUCUAAAUGGAGUUCCAGAACUACUUAACAAGAUACAAAAGACUUCUGAUUUCUACGUGGAGAUGAAAUGGGAGUUUACCAGCUGGAUUCCCUUGGUGUCCAAGAUGUGCCCAAGUGAUGUAUACCGUAUAUGGAAGAGUGGUGCCAACCUACGAGUAGAUACAACCUUGCUGAACUUUGAGAAUAUGAGAUGGGAAAGGGGCCAUCGCAGCUACAUUUUUAAGGGCAAAGCUGACAGGGCAGAGUUUAUAGAGGUGGACCACGAUAACCAAGUCGUAGACCUUGAACACUUCGAGCUCUCGCAAGAACAACAAGGUCUCACACUGUCGUCCGUAAGACCAACAGCGGAUCAAGUUGCAAAUCGUCUUACUUCCCCCAUUGUUUCCACGUACCUUGAUACAAAAAACAUAUCCUUUGAAAGGAAUAAGUCUGGAUUCUGGGGUUGGCGGACAGACAAGACAGAUGUUGUACAAGAGUAUGAGGCCAAGGUUUUCACUGUGAAUAACGUUAAUGUGGUAACCAGGAGCAGAACAGAACACCUCACCGAAGAUGAAAAGGCCAAAUAUAAAGAUGAUAAAAACCCUCUUGAAUCUCUACUGGGAAAAGUAGAGGAGCACAUCAGCCCACAGAAUGGACACCUUGUCACAGAAACUGCAACGAUUAACAACCCCACAUCAAUCACGCCGGAAGAAUAUUUCAACCCAGAGUUUGACCUUGGAGACCGGGACAUUGGUCGCCCCAUGGAGCUCUGUGUCAAAUUACGCAAAUUUAAAGCAACACUGUGGCUCUGCGAGGAUUACCCACUGUCCUUUGUGGAGCAGGUGAUUCCAAUCAUCGAUCUUAUGGCGAGGAGCAACACGCACUUUGCAAAACUCAGGGAUUUUAUCACUUUGCAAUUGCCACCAGGAUUUCCUGUCAAAAUAGAAAUUCCACUCUUCUAUGUACUGAAUGCACGAAUUACAUUUGGAAAUGUGAAUGCAUGCAACACCCUCAAGGCAGCAACAUCUCAAGCACACCAAGGAUCACAGAGCAACUUAACAGUGCCAAUGUCUAUCAGAGAAUCUAGCUUUGAAGUGGACCCAUCCGUUUUCGCCAUUCCAGAAAAUUACCACAUCCGUGGUGGCAGACGGAAUGUGGUGCCUGGAAUUGAUGGAGAUGAGAAUGACCAGCUAAUCCAGCUCGCAAUCCAGCAGAGUCUUUUGGACUCCCAGCCUGAUGGCAAUGAUGGUGCAUGGGAAGAGGUUCCCAGCAGGACUUCGCUGUCAGAACAGAGCUUGAAUCAAGAUAGUGAGAGGGCAAUCAGUGAGAGCUCUCCUGGCUCUCAGUCCAUAAACCAGUUCUCCAACUACAACACUCAGUUGCAAUAUGCCAUGGAGCUUUCUGCCAAAGAGCUUGAGGAGCAAGAGAAAAGACAGCGAGAAGAGGAAGCAAUGCUGAAGCGUAUAUUGGAGCUCUCUCUGCAGGAGCAAUGAAGGCUCUUUGUGGGCCAGUUGAAACGGGUGCACAGCACUUUAUUAACCUGUUACAACCGUGAAAUUAAUCAGACUGUUUUUAAAGAAAGUAUAUUUUUUCCAUAUUUUUGACAUUUCAGUGAACAAUCUGCAUGGUGAGCAGAUUGUGUUGGUGUUUCUUUCCUUCCCUGAUGCAGUGAUAUGUAGCAUUCACCAGCACUGGCUAUUGGCCUUCUUCCUUGCACAGUCCUGAUUUGUCUUGGAAACCACAAUAUUAUCUAAUGCCCAGUUUACAGAUCAGGAAUGCAGUGAACCUUCUGACACAAUUACCAUUUUCUGAGCUUACUUUAAUGCUGUUUUAUUGCAUUGCUUUUCCGAUAGUAAGAGCCAAAUUGCCCCUGCAUUGAAACAAACUUCUUAAACAGGCAGAUCACAUACAGCUUUUAUAUAAGAUACAGAAAUGUGUUGCCAUUUCCACUCAGUUGUAACUUCACAAAUGUUGCACUUAGCCAUAGUAAGUUUCUUGCAGACUGCAUUUGAACUGACACAGGCAUAGUUGCAUUACUAGCCCACCCUGUGUUGCCUGUGUAGCAGAAGUUGGAAUGCUAUUUUAUUGUGGGGGAGGGCCAAAUUGCUAAAUCUUACAUUGGAAUUGCUCACUUAAUCUCUACACAUGCACAUUUUUCUACAGGGAUUGCUGGAUAAUGACCAGGAUUAGGAACCCUAUCUGAUUAUUGCACCCACCCCAUCCCCACACAAACUGCAGCCAGGAUAAGCUAAACCACCUACUGAAGGUCAACAUUAGGACCUUUUCAUGUCUUAGCCAAGAUAUUGUAAUAGGCUCAGACUCCAAUCAGUUGUUCCAAGGACAUGGUUUGCAGACCAUAGCAAUGAAUAUGUCAUUAAUGUAAAAUGAAAAUGGAAAACAAUUUUUUUUUUUUGCUUUUUGAGCAUUUAAACUUGGUCUGAAGAAAUGAAUGCCCCACACUCAUACUGAUUCUGGUGAAAUGUGAAAUUAUACUUUUUUUUCCCCAUUUAUAAAGGGAGGAAAUAAGAGCUAUGCUGAUCAUUUCAGAUAUCUUAAUCUUUGUAAAAAGGUUUAACUUAUACUUUGAAAUGAGACUGUACACUGUAGUUUUGCAGAAGUGUGCUUUUACUCUUUUCUCUGAAUUAUGUAAGUAAAAAAAUUAAAUCUGG